Molecule: messenger RNA, 1263 nt
Organism: Alternaria arborescens
Lineage: Eukaryota; Fungi; Ascomycota; Dothideomycetes; Pleosporales; Pleosporaceae
Exons: 2
Coding region: 1-1263 (420 amino acids)
Biological process (GO): transmembrane transport
Cellular component (GO): membrane
Molecular function (GO): transmembrane transporter activity
Source: RefSeq, a predicted model, not a curated record
AUGCCGAUCGAACAGCAAAGAAACAUCACCAUGGCGGAUGAGAAGGCUCAGAGACUAUCAGAGUCCAGCGUUUCGAAGGAAGAAGCCGGUAUGGUAACUGAUGUCAUUGACAAGAAGGCUGAGAGCAAUUACGUGAUGGUGGGAUGGGGUGCGAUGGCCCUCCUCCAAUGUGCAGCACACAACUUCGCUGGAAUGCUCGUUAUACGCAUUCUGCUUGGUGCUUUUGAAGCCGGAUUCUUCGCAGGCGUUGUCUUCUACCUCACCUUGUUCUACACGCGUGGCGAACUCGGCUUUCGCAUUGCGCUUUUCUUCGGUAGUGCACUUCUCGCGGGGGCUUUCAGUGGUCUAAUCUCCUUUGGAGUCUUCCAGAUUGACCAUGCUCAGAUCCCAGGCUGGAAGUUUCUCUUCAUCAUCGAGGGAGCACUUACGGUGGUGCUCGCUCUGAUAGCAUACGCUUGGUUACCGGCAGCCCCUCAAUCAGCCUGGUUCUUGACUGAUGCUGAACGUACGGUGGCUGAACGUCGCACACUGCGCGACCUGUCUUCAUCCGGUUCUCACGAAUUCAACAUGCAAGAGUGUUUCAAAGAGUGGAACACGUGGAAGAUGUUUCCCUGGUGUGUCGUCGCUUUCACCUACCCUGUCGCUUUCAGCACAACGUCGAACUUUUUGCCUCAGAUUGUCCAGCGACUAGGAUACUCUGUCGUCAAAACUAAUCUCUGGACCGUGGCGCCCAAUGCUGUGGGAUUCGUUAUCUUGCUCUGUAUAACUUAUAGCAGUGAUUACUUCCGGGAACGCACUUUCCACAUCUGUGGCGCUCUGUGCAUCUCUCUCGUCGGACUCGCCAUCCUCGCCACGGUCGAUGUUCUCGGCAAUAAAGCCGUCGCAUACUUCGCCUGCUUCUUGCUUUGCGCGGGGGCAUACGUCCCUUCUUGUCUUGUGCACUCGUGGCAUAACAACAACAACCUCAACGAGAAUGCUCGCGCUGCGACAACGGGUCUCAUGGUUGGGCUCGGAAACCUUGGGGGUAUUGUUUCCGCCGCGACCUUUAGACAAGAGUACGCACCCAAGUAUUUGCCAACGCUGUAUGCAACGGCGGCAUGCAAUGUUACGUGUAUUUGCUUUACAUUGUGGCUAGGCGGGUGGAUGAAGCUCGAGAAUCGAAGGAGGAACAAAUCGCAGGGUGUUGUGCUCAGAGCCGAGGACGUCAAGACAAGUGAGCUGGGCGAUGGAGAAGAUAGUGAGAGGUGGAGAUACUUUACUUAG